AUGGGAGGAAAAGAAGGUAAAGAAGCUUCAGCAGAUGCAACUCAUGCAUUUUUCAAUUCAGAGGCUUACAGAGCAAGUGGAUGUGUUGAUGUUGACAGACUGAAGAAGGAAUUAGUUAGUCCAGAGAAGUACUGCUAUUUCCAGGGAGUUCCUGAUAAAAGUAGGAGAGAAGCAUUAUUACAGCUGUUCAAUCUCAAUCCUCUCACAUGUGAAACUAGAUACCAGACAAUAGUGAAGAUGGCUGGGGAUGAGUUUGUAGAGCACACUAAGAGAGCAGGUAUGGCAGCAAAGACACUAGAAUAUCACUGCUUGAAUGAAAAAGGUCUCGAGGAGCUAGAAAUCAUAUUAGCUUUGUUAUUCAAAGAGAGACAUAUCAAACAUUCUCCAUUGAUGAUUCCAGUGGCUAGUCUCUUACUUAUUUACUUAAAACCAGCAGAAGUCUAUCAUCUUAUCGCAGAACUCAUUACAUAAUCAUCAGAGACUCUUAAAUCACCAGAGUAAUCUCAGCUCAUUAGAUGGCAUUUUACUUUGGAAAAGCAGCAAUAUUUCAAAUUGUUAAGUACAUUCGUUAAAAGUUACAUGAGCACUACUCUAAGAGGUAAAAGAUCUGUUCUUCUUCACAUGAAUAAAAUUGGUUUCGAUUUCAGCAAGUAUGUAGACACCUGCUUUAAAUCAUCUUUGACAUAUUUCUUGGCUCUACCAAUCGCAGUUGAAGUCCUUAUGAUGUUCAUGAUUGAGGGUGUGAAGAUAAUGUUCAGAUAUACCUAUUCAGUUAUGAAGUGCCACAAAACAUUUAUAAAAAAGUGCAAUAGUCCAGGAGAGCUUUUGGAAUUGCUAAAAAACGAGGCUAGAGAGAAAACAGUUCCUUCUAAAAUUCAUAAAAGAGCUUUUAAGUAUCCAUUGAAGAGAAAGAACUAUGACUUUAAAAAAGCCUAGAUAGACAAAUAUACUGAUCCUAACUCUCAAAUUGGUGCAUCCGAGUACACUGAUUAUAUCCCAAAUUGUCCUUUGAAUUCUACUAUUCUAAAAUUUGAAGAAUUUGCCAAAAUGUGGCAUUUCCUACCGGACUAUGUUAAGAUCAGAAUCCCAGAAUUACUUUACUGUGCCUAAACUGAUGGUUUCAACUUGCAAAGUUUGUACAGAAAGAUGUAGCCAUAUAAAAACGAAUAUAAAUUCACACUCUUAAUUAUUCAGACUAAAAAGGAUGAAGUUUUCGGUGCUUUUAUAGAUGAUGUAUUUAGAAAGUACUUAAAGGGAUAUAUCGGAUCCAGUGAUUGCUUUGUGUUCUCACUGAAGCCGGAAGUUAAGUGCUUCUAUGAUGCGAAUGACAAUCAGAGAUAUCUUCUCGGAGAAUAAGACUACUUCUAAAUUGGAGGAGAGGGUGAUGGUCCAGCUAUAUGGGUAAAUGAUACUUUGGAAAGAGGAUAGACAAACAGCUCUGGCACAUUUGGGAAUUAACUAUUGAACUGCGGAAUCAAAGGCAGAGAUGAACAAUAUGAUAUUCAUAACUUUGAGCUCUACAUUCUCUGA
Stylonychia lemnae is the source of this 1530-nucleotide messenger RNA. NCBI's taxonomy places the organism in Eukaryota, Ciliophora, Spirotrichea, Sporadotrichida, Oxytrichidae. The record is from the annotation of a GenBank genome assembly.